Molecule: messenger RNA, 7439 nt
Organism: Ictalurus furcatus (blue catfish)
Lineage: Eukaryota; Metazoa; Chordata; Actinopteri; Siluriformes; Ictaluridae
Gene: slc7a9
Product: solute carrier family 7 member 9
Exons: 14
Coding region: 4967-6433 (488 amino acids)
Biological process (GO): amino acid transmembrane transport
Cellular component (GO): membrane
Molecular function (GO): L-amino acid transmembrane transporter activity
Source: RefSeq, a predicted model, not a curated record
GUAUUAUAUUUUCUAUCAUCACUUUUUGGCAGAGGCAGGGACAGUUUUUAAAAUUUUCCAAAUUGUCAAAGAUUUCUUGCCUUUAUUAAAACAUCCACCUCAACACUUGAUGCAUUUCUGAAAUGCACAAGGUGUUGAUUGUCUAUAUGUGAAGGAAAAAGCAUGGCUUACACUUGUGUCAAGAUUGACCAAAAACCAUUUUUAGUGGCGUUUGAUAAUUUGGUCACAUAUAUCUAUCUCAACUUAGACGUUUAGUUUCAGCUUCAGUGGCACGUUUAAAAUGUUAUUUAUUUAGUACAUACUUAUUCAUGGCAUAAACAAAUCAAAUUUCAAUAAUGAAAUUGGAAAUUUAAAAAAAGACCUGAAUAUCUGAUAUUUGCUGAUCUUCCGUGAAGUAUUUAUACAUUUGCUCUGAAUUCAAUCAUUCAUUCAUUUAUCUUCAGUAACCACUUUAUCCCAGUCAGAGUCGUGCUGGAUCCAGAGCCUAUCCCAAAAAACACGGGGUGUGGGUCCUGGGUGUGAUGUCCGUCCAUCACAGGGCAAUAUACAUUUGUACACUGAAUCACUCCGAUUUAGAGUCACCAAUUCACCUACCGGCAUUUUUCUGAGAGGUGGGAACUCUGGAACCUGGAGCUGUGAGGCAGCAACGUUACCUGCUGCACCAGAUUUACUCACCUUGGCCAAUCAGUAGGCCUUAGGAGAACCCCAGAGACAGGAGAACUAAUGUGCAUGUCUAAUGAAGGAAGCUAGAUGGACAAGAAGAUAUAAAUGAAAGAGCAGAACAUUGUACAAUAUUUACAAACAAGUAACAUGGCAACAGUGUUCCACAAACUAUAUUAAGUAAUAAAAUGUGUAACAAGAAUAAGUCUGUGUAUUCGGAAACAAAGUAUAAUUUUUGGUUAAAACAGGAAAUCCAGUGUUGAUUUGAUGGAUACACAAUAACAUUUUAAUAACUGUGGUACUUUUCCAUUAGAUGAGGGGUUCUCAAACUUUUUCAGCACCCUUGUGUAGGGUGCAUCCCUACUCUGCUUGAUAUCGCUUUGCGUUUGUUUGUAGUUACUGCAGCUAAAGGUGGCACAACCAGAUUUUAGGUUUAAGGGGGCAAUUAGUUUUUCACAUGGGGGAUAGGUGUUGGAUAACUUUUUGUUGUUGUUGCUUUAAUAAAAAUAAAUAAAUAAAAACUGUAUUGUGUGUUUAUUCAGGUUGCCUUUGUUUUAUGUUGUAUUUCGUUUGAAGAUCUAAAACUAUUCAGUGUGAAAUAUACACAAAAACAGAAGAACUCAGCAAAUACUUUUUCACAGCACUGUAUAGGUUAGUAGCUGCACUCUGGAUGAUUUUCAUCCUCAACAGUGAGCAAAAUCACUUUGAACAAAUGUUAUCUUCAAUAAAGAAUGGUAUCAUUGCCUUCCUUAGUUCCAAAGUAAACUAUCCUGGCAAACCAGAACAUAAGGAAGUAGAAUGAAAGAUGAUGCAUGUAAGCAUGGUUAUAUAAAUAAGUGGAGGACCACUAGGCCACCUGGGUCACUUGGGUUGACAAGAAUGUUUAGAGGACAAGAGGAUUUUCUUAGAUACCCAGAUAGAGUCAUGGUUAUGAGGUGAUGAUUUUUAUAUUUGUAGUUGGCAAGGAGCAAGCGCAGAGAAAGAACCCACUCUUGCGGUCCUCCACGUAGGUGUAGAACCAUGGUUACAUAUCUAACCUUUCAUUUGUAUUUUUAUUACAUUAGAAUAUUAACCUAGAACCAACAUAGGCUGGGUUAUCCUUUGCUAGUCUGCUAACUGAAAACCUUGCUAGCUUGCUAACAACCAACACGGUGUACUGUAGUUAGCAGCCAGCUUUGUUUAUACACAUGACUUACACUAAUACCCCUAAACUGAUUUGGAGAAACUGUUCUUACAAAGUAAAUAAUUUGCUCCAGGGUUUUCUCUUUUCUUUGAGACUAUGAUUAUCCAUCCAUCUUCUAUACCGCUUUAUCCUUUUCAGUGUCACGGGGAACCUGGAGCCUAUCCCAGGGAGCAUCGGGCACAAGGCAGGGUACACCCUGGACAGGGUGCCAAUCCAUCACAGGGCACACAAUCACAUACACAUUCACACACACUUUGGACAUGCCAAUCAGCCCACCAUGCAUGUCUUUGGACUGGGGGAGGAAACCGGAGUACCCGCAGCACGGGAAAACAUGCAAACUCUGCACACACAGGGCCACGGUGAGAAUCGAACCUCCUAGAGGUGUGAGGCGAACGUGCUAACCACUAAGCCACCGUGCGCCCACGACUAUGAUUAUACGGGUAAAAGGAUAAAGGUGCAUUAGGUAAGAUGUGUCACAAUUUGGCAAGAUUAGGUCUCUAACGGUUAAAUAGGUGGAGCUAAAUCAGAUUUUAAUUAUUUUUAAUUAUUCAUAAUUGUUUUUUCUGUUUCCUCAAGUGUACACAAAGCUCCACUCCCAGAAGCAAGAUGUUUCAACUAGCGUUAGCAUGCUACCCAGAAUCAGGACUGUCAUGAUAUAAUUUUCAAGCACACUCAAGUUAUAACACUAUAAACAAGCGAAAUAUGGUUCAUAAUAAUUUAUGAGGUUGUUCACCAGUGUAGUCACUGUACAUUUAUCUUUGUAAAGGAAAUAAAAAGUAUUUCCUUGAUUCAUUAUGUAAAGCUGGCCAUUCAAACAAUUCAAAGAUUUAUACAGAUGCCGUUACAUACCUGUCCAGAAGCAACGUCACUAAUUCUGCAUUUUCCAUCAUGGAAAAGUCAUGCCAAUUAUUCUGGUUUUACUGCAUUUCUUGACAUUAAGCUUUUUUCACAUGGGAGAAUUAUCACCAGUUUGAGACGGAGAAGGGGUGGACUGAAAUGACAUUGGGAUAUGUCUAUAAAAUGUCCAAACACAAACCACCAUUCCAGAUUCUUCAGCUAUGUAAAACUCUUGUGCUUAUGUGGCCAUGGUUUAAACGAUAUCUUAUAGAAAUAAGAAAUUGGAUUGUUCUACCUUUAAAUGGACUCCCAAACCUCAGAAGACCAACAUAAUGACUUAUGUCAGGCUUAUUUAUAAGUGGGUUGUGGCAGAGCUAUAAAUCUGGCACAGAACUGUAUUUUAGAUAAACUAUCUGAUAAGUUAAGAUGAUAUAAUCAAGGCCUUCUGUUUAGACGACAAUAUUGGACUUAUUUCUUUAAGCAUAGAUGUUAUUGUUAAACAUUGCUGGAAUGUUCAAUAAAAGUACAGAGAUUGUAAGGCAGGUCAAGGGCACAGAUUCUGAAGGACUCUAAUCUAAUCUUUGUCUCUUACAAAGAUAUUUUUAUAGGGUUAUUAAAAACUGAAGUCUUGAACGACAAUCACAUUGUAGUGUCUGUUCAAAAGUACUGAACUGAAAGGACCGACAAAUCGUACACUCUGUUCCUGAGAUUGCUUGCAAUGUUGCAGUGUUAUUACACAGACUGAAAAAAAAAUUUGCAAUAAAAUUACAACGAAUUAAAUAAAUGGUUUACAUGUAUAUAAAUGUAGGUCAAUAAAAUUGCCCAAGGUUGCGUCUUGCCCAUGUGAAAAUGAAACAUACUUAAAUGCACAAAUAGUCUACUUCAAUUAUGUAAAGAAUAUUCAAAGUGCAUUUUUCAUUUCAUUUACUUUCUGGAAAUACACUUAAAAAUAUACUUUUCUGUAUUUUUCAAAAUUUUUUUUUUUUUUUUUUUUGUAGUACCUUUCAUAUUGGGAUUUGAGUAUGCAAUAAGGAGGUACACUUGUAUUUCUUAAAUGAAAUGUAUUUCUAAACGUAUUUCUUAGUAUACUGAAGCAUACUUAAGCUAAAGUAUAUUUAAUUGUCAUGUCGACUUAAGUGCAUCAUUUAAAAGUGUACUUUAACACAAUGCCUUUUAAAGUAUGCUUUAAUAUAACUUUCAGUAAAUGUACUUUUUAUAUACUGAAAUAUGUGUACUUAAACAAAAGUAUAUUUCAUUAUCUUGUCGACUUAAGUGUAAUAUUUAAAAACACUUACACUGUGAUUUAGUGCAUAAAAGAGGUGCACGUCAAUGAUGUUAUUACGCACUAAAGCAAGAGGUCAUCAACUGGUGGACUGCAAUCAUAUUAAGCUUGCUGUGUUAGUAAAGGGUAUUUUUUAUAUCCGAGGGAUACUAGUUCAUGCUUUAAUAAAUGUAUUCUUUGACAUUUCUUUUUGUUUUUUGAGGAUUUACCGUAUCUGGUAUCACUGUAUUCACUGACUGAUUGACUGAAUUUCUUUAAAAAACUUGUUUAGUGGACAUCCACAGUUUUUAACUAAAUGUGAUUGGAUGCUAUUAUUGUGAUAUACACGAGUAAAUAUUGAUGUACCUCAGUGCAUUUUAGUUACGAUAUAUAACUUACCAUUGCCUGUCUUGGUUGUUGUUUUUGCCUUACCCUCUGGAUUUCAUGCUCUUCAAUAAAGCUCUCCUCAACCUCAUUACAUGACAGUCAUAAAUACUGUUGCAUUAAACUGUGUAGAAAAUGUCAACUCUUUAAGUGUUACUCUUUAUACACUUAAAUAAAAAUUUUCCUUGGGACUAUUUUAAUGGUGGUGAAUGUGACUGGACAUAAACUUUUGAGUACUGGCCUGUCCUCAGCUAGUUCUAAGUGUUCUUUCCAUGUCUUCUCUCUCUUUCUCAGUCCACUCAUUCAGUCCAUGUGGUAUCAGGUGUCUCAGUCAAAGAGGUAUUGUGUGGAUGUGCACUCUUCAUCUCCAGCUAGUCGUAGCCACUCUCCUCCCCAUUCUUCCUCACAUGUUCCAAUCACGAACAAGACUCAAAGUGAGCAGUGUAAACUCCACCUUUUUUAUGAAAAGGAGGAUGGAUCAGAACGAAGGACAUGACAAACCUGUACAUGUUCAGCGCAUUAAUGUGCAGAAUUGAAUGGAGUCUGCUCUAAGAUUCAUCUGCAGUCAUUCAUAAAAGGCUUAUUUCUGGACUUUUAACCAUAACAUAGACAUUUCAUCUCUCACAGAUUUAACAGACUUGAUGGAUAAAAUGGACAAUGGUGGCAUCACAGAUAAAACAGAUUCCAAAAACAAGCUGAACAUGGAAAUGAAAGCUACUGUUCUACAAAAAGAUGUGGGUCUAGUAAGUGGGAUCUGCUUGAUUGUGGGGACAAUGAUUGGCUCAGGAAUCUUCAUCUCCCCCAAGGCUGUGCUGGAGGAAACAGGAGCAGUGGGACCAUGCCUGUGUUUGUGGGCAGCAUGUGGUGUGCUAGCUACUCUUGGGGCUCUUUGCUAUGCAGAGCUUGGCACCAUGAUAGUAAAGUCAGGUGGUGAGUACCCAUACCUGAUGGAGGGUUUUGGACCCAUUCCUGCCUACCUUUACUCCUGGACAACCAUCUUAAUACUGAAGCCUUCAUCAUUGGCCAUCCUUGCCCUCAGCUGUGGAGAAUAUGCCUCUACACCUUUUUACCCAGGGUGCACCCCGCCUGUGAUUGUCAGCAAAUGCCUGGCUGCUGUUGCCAUCUUGUUGCUUACAGUUGUGAACUGCUUAAGUGUGAAGCUGUCUAACUUUGUGCAGAAUUUCUUCACUACAGCGAAACUCCUCAUCAUUGUCAUUAUAGUGGUUGCAGGCAUCGUUAUGAUGGCCAAAGGAAACACACAGAAUCUGCAAAAUGCAUUUGAAGGAGGAACAACUUCAUUUGGGGCAAUCGGACUUGCAUUUUACAACGGUCUUUGGGCGUAUGAUGGAUGGAAUCAACUGAACUUCAUUACAGAAGAGCUGAAAGACCCAUAUAGGAACCUUCCCUUGGCCAUCGUUAUCGGGAUUCCUUUAGUGUCAGUGUGCUAUGUGAUGGUCAAUAUUGCAUACUUCAGUGUCAUGACACCUACAGAACUACUUCAGUCUUCUGCUGUUGCUGUGACUUUUGGGGACAGAGUGCUGUACCCACUGUCAUGGGUGGUGCCGUUGUUUGUGGUCUUCUCCACUUUCGGAGCUGCUAAUGGAAGCUGCUUUACAGCUGGAAGGCUGACAUAUGUGGCUGGACGUGAAGGACACAUGGUGAAGAUUCUUUCCUAUAUCAGUCUGAAAUAUUAUACCCCUGCACCAGCACUCAUCUUUAAUGCACUUUUGAGUGUCUGCUAUGUAAUUCCAGCAGAUAUCAACUCUCUCAUUAACUACUUCAGCUUUGCUCAAUGGGCUUUCUAUGGGCUUACUGCCUUGUCUCUCAUCGUCAUGCGCUUCACAAAAAAAGAGUUGCACAGACCUGUGAAGGUGCCCAUAGUUAUACCUGCUGUGGUGGUGGUUGUAUCCUGUUACCUGGUUUUGGCUCCAAUCAUUGAAAAACCUGAGCUUGAGUACCUGUACUGCACAGUGUUCAUCGUGGGUGGACUGAUUACUUACUUUCCCUUUGUGUACUACAACUUCAGCUGGACCCGCAGAAUCAUGACUCCCCUCACCAUGCAUCUUCAGCUGCUAAUGGAAGUUGUACCACCAGAGAAGACAGAGUGAAGAAUAUCAUCAAUAAACGGACCAGAUACAAUCAUCUGAUGAUAUUUUUUAACUUAUGAUUAUGUUUCAGAAUUUUAAAAGGGAACCAUUAAAAAAGGUUAAGAGUUAAAAGUUAAAGGGUAACUACCAGGCCAUUUUCCUGAUUAGACUCAUGGGUCUUGUCAAUCUUUUAAUAAAUUUGUGUUUGCAUAGGCGAAACUGAAUUUAAUUUUCCACCAGAUUAACAAAAGCCUCAGAGACUGAUUUUCUUCGUACUCGGGCAUAUGUUGAUCGACAUAAUGCGCAAAGUACAUUACAGGCACAGCUCAUUUGCAUGUAGUGAUGCUCAUAAAACUCCAUAAAAUGGAGGUUAGGCAGACAGACCGGCCUAACCUCUGCUUAUACUGUUGCAUUUCUUUUGUCAUAAUUGAAUGACGUUUUAUUUGUUUUAAUUUAUGGGCUUGUGUUUCUUUAUUUUCCAUAUUUAAUUAAUACCAAUAAUAUAAAACGACUGGUUUUCACAUUUUUUUUCUCAAUGGUACUCUUCAUCCAUGUCUUUGUGAACUAGCAUGAGGAUGUGUUUUUGAUAGAGAAGCUCUUCUUUAAGUGGCUCUGGAUAAGGACAUCUGCUAAAUGCUGUAAACACAAUAAAAAAAUAAGCAAUUCCAAUAAUAAGCAAUUGGCAGCGUAGUCAAUAUAUAAAAGUGCUGUAAUUGAUGCAAAUUAUACGAUUUGAAGUCAAGUUGAGGUUAGUUAGUCUUCCUAUGUGAACAUUUAAGUAGCAUACAAAUGUUUUUUGUUUUUUUUUCCAAAAUAACAGGAUUUUCAUUAAAUGUGAAAUCUCCUGGAGAAUUUGAACGUAUGUGAAUGAUUGACAAAUAAACUCGUUUGUAUCCAGCUUUAUAAUUGAGGCCAAUUGAUCUAAAGAUCUAAAUGUUCGCUACCACCUGCAGGCUAUACAUGUUAUAUGUAUAAAUAUUACACAGAUUGUUGUAAAUACCUUAUUAAAACUAUACAUUUCGAGGUC